CGAGCGUGGUUGAGUACGUCUCGUAUUGUGAUAUUCUGACGAUUGGUUCGCGACCUGAACAGAAACAGAAACUGACCACUCCGUCAGCAACCGGACGCCGGAAAUCGUCAUGACAACAGGGAGUAUGAGGACUGGUAUACCUUGAUGACGUCAUGGAAAAAUGUGAAGGAUCACCAAUUAACUGACGUCAUGGGAUAUGUGUUAUGAUCACCGAUUAUGACGUCAUAUAAUUAUUUCUAAGGAUUGACGUCGCGGAAACAAGUCAACCAAUCAUGAGGAACAGGCAAGCCGGUAAAAUUGCCAUGUGGGUUUUCGGAAAGGUGAAGGUAUUUGUGGCAUUGCUGUUGUUGAUAUCAGUAACCAUGACAAUACGCGCACUACUACAGACAGAAUUUGAGUCCGUGAACUUUGUAUAUAAAGGGAUGGUGAAGAAAUUGUCGCGCGCUCACCGGGACGGUCUGCUUCAGAUUCAGGGCAUAAUGCCAUUCCGAAUCAGCAAUAUUUCGAAGUUUAACGAGAGGAUGUCUGCAUCUCCAAAAAACGUAACCUUUGUGAAAGUGAAGACGCCGAAUGGCACGGUUACAUUGCCACCAUCGAAACCGCAGAAAGUCAUAGGGAUACCAAACAUUAAAAUUCAAAGAUUACAUCUUACGACGCUCGGAUUUAGAUACCCGAUGCACGUGAACUUACGCGAGGCAUAUAAUAUAAAAACUCUCAACGGGACAAAUAUUAUUAAAGACACUCCCAUCAACCCUCAUCCUUUCAAGUACAUCCAUCAGCCUAAAUCGUGCGAAUUCAGACCCAACGCGUCCCACCCUCUUCUCAUCUUGGUCAAGUCGGCUGUCCGAAACUCACUCAUCCGAGACGGUGUCCGACGUACGUGGGGAAACAUCAAAGAUUUGGAUAUUCGUCUUGUGUUUGUACUUGGUAUGAACUCAAGUGAUGCGGAACUACAGCGUUCAGUGGACCGUGAAGCGGAACUGUACCAAGACAUUGUUCAAGAAGAUUUUACUGACAUAUAUCAAAAUAACACGUACAAGACUAUAAUGGCGUUCAACUGGGGCGUGGAACACUGCCCGGGGGCAAAGGUCAACUACUUCGUUGACGACGAUUACUUGGUGCUUCUUCCCAAUCUUUUGCAAUACAUCCGGCGCUUGACGUCGAAGAACUUGGAAAAUGUAUUCAUGGGACUGUUGGUACCGCAUUCCCGCCCUUUUUCAGACCCUAAGUCGAAGUGGUUUGUACCUUUGUCUGAAUAUCAGUAUGAUUUCUGGGUACCUUAUCUAGCCGGAGGCGCCUUUCUGGUAUCAAACAAAGUCAUGCGCAAGUUUGUAUUCGCCUUCCCGUAUGUCAAGUUCCUGCGCAUUGACGAUUCUUACUUAGGCAUUGUGGCUUAUAAGUUAGGUAUUAAGCCCCAAGCAAACAUGCUUUUCAAUUAUAACCGCGCGGCCAUCAGAAUGGAUGCGCGUGCUCGCUGGUUCUCUAGUCACGGAUUUAAAGACCCCGUGACACUGGAGAAGUACUGGAAAACUCUCAUGUCUUAUCUGACGUAGAGAUUGUGUUGAGAUAUCCUCGGGAUGAGGCGGCAAUCAUGUGACCUUUGGGGGUACCGGAACUUCCGGAAGUCAAUGUUGGUUUUUGACUGGUGUAUCAUUACACACCCUAAAGUAAUUAAGAUACAUGUGUUCCAUUGUACUGGAAUGACUAAAGGUAGAUAACUCUCCCGUUUACUGGUAUGACUCAAGGUAGAUAACUCUUCCAUGAACUGGUAUUACUAAAGGUAGAUAACUCUCGUUUACUGGUAUGACUAAAGGUAGAUAACUCUCCCGUUUACUGGUAUGACUCAAGGUAGAUAACUCUUCCAUGAACUGGUAUUACUAAAGGUAGAUAACUCUUCCAUGAGCUGGUACUACUAAAGGUAAUUAACUAUCCCGUUUACUGGUAUGACUCAAGGUAGAGAACUAUCCGUGUAUGUCUGACUAAAGGUAGACAACUCUCCCGUUUACUGGUAUGACUAAAGGUAGACAACUCUCCCGUUUACUGGUAUGACUCAAGAUAGAUAACUCUCCCGUUUACUGGUAUGACUCAAGAUAGAUAACUCUCCCGUUUACCGGUAUGACUCAAGAUAGACAACUCUCCCGUUUACUGGUAUGACUCAAGAUAGAUAACUCUCCCGUUUACUGGUAUGAUUCAAGGUAGAUAACUCUCCCGUUUACCGGUAUGAUUCAAGGUAGAUAACUCUCCCGUUUACCGGUAUGAUUCAAGGUAGAUAACUCUCCCGUUUACCGGUAUGAUUCAAGGUAGAUAACUCUCCCGUUUACCGGUAUGAUUCAAGGUAGAUAACUCUCCCGUUUACCGGUAUGACUCAAGGUAGAUAACUCUCUCGUUUACCGGUAUGAUUCAAGGUAGAUAACUCUCCCGUUUACCGGUAUGAUUCAAGGUAGAUAACUCUCCCGUUUACCGGUAUGAUUCAAGGUAGAUAACUCUCCCGUUUACCGGUAUGAUUCAAGGUAGAUAACUCUCCCGUUUACCGGUAUGAUUCAAGGUAGAUAACUCUCCCGUUUACCGGUAUGAUUCAAGGUAGAUAACUCUCUCGUUUACCGGUAUGAUUCAAGGUAGAUAACUCUCCCGUUUACCGGUAUGAUUCAAGGUAGAUAACUCUCCCGUUUACCGGUAUGAUUCAAGGUAGAUAACUCUCCCGUUUACCGGUAUGAUUCAAGGUAGAUAACUCUCCCGUUUACCGGUAUGAUUCAAGGUAGAUAACUCUCCCGUUUACCGGUAUGACUCAAGGUAGAUAACUCUCUCGUUUACCGGUAUGAUUCAAGGUAGAUAACUCUCCCGUUUACCGGUAUGAUUCAAGGUAGAUAACUCUCCCGUUUACCGGUAUGAUUCAAGGUAGAUAACUCUCCCGUUUACCGGUAUGAUUCAAGGUAGAUAACUCUCCCGUUUACCGGUAUGAUUCAAGGUAGAUAACUCUCCCGUUUACCGGUAUGAUUCAAGGUAGAUAACUCUCCCGUUUACCGGUAUGAUUCAAGGUAGAUAACUCUCCCGUUUACCGGUAUGAUUCAAGGUAGAUAACUCUCCCGUUUACCGGUAUGAUUCAAGGUAGAUAACUCUCUCGUUUACCGGUAUGAUUCAAGGUAGAUAACUCUCCCGUUUACCGGUAUGAUUCAAGGUAGAUAACUCUCUCGUUUACUGGUAUGACUCAAGGUAGAUAACUCUCUCGUUUACCGGUAUGAUUCAAGGUAGAUAACUCUCCCGUUUACUGGUAUGACUCAAGGUAGAUAACUCUCCCGUUUACUGGUAUGACUAAAGGUAGAUAACUCUCUCGUUUACUGGUAUGACUAAAGGUAGACAACUCUCUCGUUUACUGGUAUGACUAAAGGUAGAUAACUCUCUCGUUUACUGGUAUGACUCAAGAUAGAUAACUCUCCCGUUUACCGGUAUGACUAAAGGUAGAUAACUCUCCCGUUUACUGGUAUGACUCAAGAUAGAUAACUCUCUCGUUUACUGGUAUGACUCAAGGUAGAUAACUCUCCCGUUUACCGGUAUGACUAAAGGUAGAUAACUCUCCCGUUUACCGGUAUGACUCAAGAUAUAGAUAACUCUCCCGUUUACCGGUAUGACUCAAGAUAGAUAACUCUCCCGUUUACCGGUAUGACUCAAGAUAGAUAACUCUCCGUGUACUGGAAUGACUAAAGGUAGAUAACUCUACCGUUUACUGGUAUGAUUAAAGAUCGAUAACUCUCCGUGCAUGUCUGAUUAAAGGUAGAUAACUCGUCGUGAAGGUCCGACUAAAGAUAGAUAAAUGUUCAUGUAUGUCUGACUGUCUGACUAAAGGUAGAUAACUCUCCCGUGUACUGGUAUGACUAAAGGUAGAUAACUCUCCGUGAAUGUCUGACUAAAGAUAGAUAACUGUGUGACUAAAGGUAGAUAACUCGUCGUGUAUGUCUGACUAAAGGUAGACAACUCUUCCAUGUACUGAUAUUACUAAAGGUAGAUAACUCUUCCGUCUACUGGUACUUUUCUGUGUACUGGUGUUUAUAAGGUAGCUAUAUAGAUAAAUAGCCCACCUUCUUAUAAAUUCUCCAAUUUUUAUACUGUUGACAUUUCCUGUUAGUUUUCAUCCUUUUCAUGUUUUUCACUUUUGGAAUAAACAUUUUUGAUAUUCACA
Messenger RNA from Pecten maximus, 4174 nucleotides. RefSeq names its product beta-1,3-galactosyltransferase brn-like. NCBI's taxonomy places the organism in Eukaryota, Metazoa, Mollusca, Bivalvia, Pectinida, Pectinidae. Gene Ontology annotation, cellular component: membrane. Gene Ontology annotation, molecular function: hexosyltransferase activity; UDP-glycosyltransferase activity. The transcript is spliced from 2 exons. Bases 273 to 1553 code for a protein of 426 amino acids. The record is from RefSeq and is a predicted model, not a curated record.